This is a messenger RNA of Drosophila busckii, 1752 nucleotides long. RefSeq names its product esterase E4. Lineage: Eukaryota; Metazoa; Arthropoda; Insecta; Diptera; Drosophilidae. The coding region runs from base 15 to 1688 and encodes 557 amino acids. The record is from RefSeq and is a predicted model, not a curated record. The transcript has 3 exons.
GAAAAUAUCAUAAAAUGGAACGUGCAUUAAAAAAAUAUUUGUUAUUGCUGCUGCCGCUGUUAUUGCUGCCGUGCGGCUGUUUAAGCGACAAGGACAUCGUGGUGAACACCACGUUGGGCUUGAUUGAGGGCACGAGCAUGAAAAGCUUUAGCGGCAAGCAGAUCUUUGCUUUUCGUGGCGUGCCCUAUGCUGAGCCACCGCUGGGCGAGCUGCGCUUUGCCGAGCCGCGACCAGUGCAAGCUUGGAACGAUCGCGUGCUUAAGGCGACAACGGACUCGCUAGUGUGUCCACAAAAGGGAAUGACUGUCUUUAUGAGCGAGGAUUGCUUGAAGCUGAAUGUAUUCACCAAAAAUUUGAAUGGCAGUCUGCCUGUUAUCGUUUACAUACAUGGCGGUGCCAAUGUGCUGGGCAGUGGACACAGUCGCUAUGAAGCAGGACCGGAGUAUCUGCUGGAGCAUGAGCUGCUGCUGGUGGCUUUCAAUUAUCGCCUGGGUGCACUGGGUUUUCUCAAUGGCGGCAACUACGGCUAUUUGGAUCAGGUGUUGGCUUUGAAAUGGGUACAGCGGCAUAUAGCCAAAUUUGGUGGCGAUCCUAGGAACGUCACCAUCAUGGGCAUGAGUGCUGGCUCCAUGGCUGUUAGUCUGCACUUGGUUUCACCACUGUCCCAAGGUUUAUUCCAGCGCGCCAUACUGAUGAGCGGCUCAGCUACAAAUCAUUAUAGCAUACAGAAUGGCUACUGGACCAGCUUGUUGGCCAGACAGUUUGCUUGCCCCAUGUAUGCGCCUUAUUUGGUGGCGGCUUGCUUGCGUAAUGUCACCUGGCAGCGCAUUAUGGAAGUCUGCGCCGAUUGGGAGCCGUACAAAUUCGUCAAUAUGAAAUGGAACUAUGAGGUGGAUUACAGUUUUCUGCCAGCGCAUCCAAGUGAGCUGCUGGCGCAAGGACAAUUCGAACGUGUGCCGCUGCUUGUAAGCUUUGCAGCUAAUGAACUGGACUAUUCCACCUAUGCUCAAUUGCAGAAUCCUUUGCUGCUGCAGGACAUCACAGUAAACUUUGAAGAAUAUGCGCCAGAGCUGUUUCUGUUUGACUAUAAUGAAACUAAAAGUCGACGCUUGCGUGACUUUUAUUUGGGUGAAGAGCUCUCGGAAUUGAAUGAAACAAAUGUGGAGCAGUUUGGACAAAUCUUCUCAGACGCUAUUUUAGGUCAUGGCGUGCAUCGUCUUGUGCAGCUGGCCAAGCAGCAUACGAGUGUCUACUAUACACGCAUGGACUAUGUGGGCCAGCGUAGUCUCUCUGCUCCUCAGAUUGGGCCUGAGAAGAAGCUUAAGGGUGUAGGUCAUGCAGAUGAUUUGCAGUAUGUUAUGCCAGGUCUUUGGUACGGCAGUCUAAUGGAUAAAGAUCAUCCAGAUGUGUUUAUGAUGCAGCGACUCACUCAGUGGUUUGCACAUUUUGCUGCAACGGGGCAACCUUUGAGCGAUCUUGCCAGCUGGCCACCUGUCAAUGCCACACAUACGAAUCUGCUUUACAAUAAUGUUACCACUAGCUUGGGCUCGGCUGCCUAUGCUGAACGUUAUGCUCUCUGGGAUGAGCUUUUUCCCAUGGUUACCCGUAGCGCAGCCUCAAGGCAAAUUUUCCUCAACGCUGCGUCGUUGUUUGUAGCGCUGACUGCGCUCGGCUGUAAAUUAAUGUGAGCAUUAGGUGUGGAAAAUAAAACGAACAAGCUGAAAAGCAUGCAAGCUUAUCAAUAGGCCGUUU